AGGACACUGUCGCACCGUCAGGAUGAGAACAGACAUUCCACGAGAAACCAGGCUCCGACAGAGCGUCAGCUGCGCUACAAGGAGAAGGUGACGGAGCUGAGGAGGAAGAGGAACUCUGGCCUCAAUAAGGAGCAGAAGGAAAAGUACAUGGAACACCGUCAGAGCCACGGGGCGAGCCGGGAGCCGCUGCUGGAGAACAUCACCAGCGACUACGACCUCGAGCUGUUCAGGAAAGCGCAGGCACGUGCCUCGGACGACCUUGAGAAGCUCCGUCUGUCCGGUCAGGUGUCGGAAGGCAGCAACAUGAUAAAGACCAUCGUGUUUGGACGUUAUGAGCUGGACACCUGGUACCACUCUCCUUACCCGGAGGAGUACGCCCGCCUGGGGAGGCUCUACAUGUGCGAGUUCUGCCUGAAGUAUAUGAAGAGCCAGACCAUUCUACGCAGGCACAUGGCAAAGUGUGUGUGGAAGCAUCCUCCAGGAGACGAGAUCUACAGAAAGGGAAACAUCUCCGUCUUUGAGGUGGAUGGAAAGAAGAACAAGAUUUACUGCCAGAACUUGUGUUUGCUGGCCAAACUCUUCCUGGACCACAAGACUCUGUACUACGACGUCGAACCUUUCCUCUUCUAUGUCAUGACUGAAGCUGACAACACGGGCUGCCACCUCGUCGGAUACUUCUCUAAGGAGAAGAAUUCUUUCCUGAACUACAACGUGUCCUGCAUCCUCACCAUGCCUCAAUACAUGAGGCAGGGCUACGGCAAGAUGCUCAUAGACUUCAGUUACCUGUUGUCUAAGGUGGAGGAGAAGGUGGGUUCACCCGAGCGUCCUCUGUCUGACCUGGGCCUCAUCAGCUACCGCAGCUACUGGAAGGAGGUGCUGCUGCGCUACCUGAACAAUUUCCAGGGCAAGGAGAUCUCCAUCAAAGAGAUCAGUCAGGAGACGGCCGUGAACCCAGUGGAUAUUGUCAGCACGUUGCAGUCCCUCCAGAUGCUCAAGUACUGGAAGGGGAAGCACCUGGUUUUAAAGAGACAGGACCUCAUCGAUGACUGGAAGGCCAAGGAGACCAAACGGGGAAAUGGCAAGACCAUAGAUCCCACAGCCUUAAAAUGGACACCUCCUAAAGGGACGUAGAGAAGCUUCACACCUUGACACACGCACACAGUCCGAUCCUCCGCUGUCCGCUGGCAUGCUCACACACCCUGAGACUAAACCCUCACACGCACUCUUGUACAAAAAGCUUUCAGCAGCUGCAGUCGUCCACGUUUACUCUGAGUUCAAGCAGCCGCUGACAAAUCAUUUCAAAAAGAAGCACAGUUUGUUUUUAAACUGGAAAAACUGGAACAUCCAAGAAAUCUAAUUCUUAUAGGCAAAACAAAAAUAAUAUAUAUAUAUAUAUAUGUAUGUAUAUAGAACCCAAACAGGAGAGUUAAUGGUUAAAAAAAUAAAUAUCAGAUUACUCUUGUGAGAGUCACACUUUCGAUUUACUUGAUGCAAAGUAUUUGAAGACAAACUGCAGCCUCUCGGUUCUCCUACGUGCACGUGCAAACAUCUGGAUGUUAAAUGAAGGCAGGGAACGAAGUCGUUAUUUAAAAAAUGAGCUAUUUCAGUUUUUAAGUUGUCUCUCGAAUUGUAAUUUAAUUCAAUCAUUCAUAUAUUUUAUUUAUGAGACGGAGUUAAACUCGUCAUAAUAAACUGCGAUUGAUUGUCCAGCGACGCAGGAAUAAAUUCUGGUCCCAUCGUGGUGAAGCAACGGGCCGCAGAUGUGACGUCAGUCCACGCUGGUAUCUCCUCGGCCUCGUUCGUCACGAGAUAAGUGAAAGUAAUUGUGCGUCGUUAGCGCAGCUCCUCCCGGACACUUCAUCAGCACGGACCGCCAGACGCACCCGCUAAUCCAAUCUCAGACCGCCGCCGCUGACGCAGACCAGCUGGAUGUGAUUAAACCGAACAGGACCCGGGUUCAGGAUCCAUCCGGUUCUGAAGAGUAGGAACCAACACCUGAAAUGAAAAGACAGUUCCCAGGCAGGAGUGAGAUUAGAACGAAGCUCAGUAAAACAUGAACUAUAUCGGUUUUUUUUUUUUUUAAAUUGUUUGUUGACAUGUUUUAAAAAGAGCGGAGAUGGAAUCAGACCAGAGCGAACAGCGGCUGUUUGGAUUCAGAGCGAGUGAAUUCUGUCCCGUAUUUAACCGAGCUCCGUCGAAACUUCACCAGGGAGCUAUAGCUGCCAUUGGCCCUGUUUGUGCCGUGUUGGGUCCCCAGGACGGGUGUCACCGCAGGUUCGGUCCUGGUGUCAC
This is a messenger RNA of Paralichthys olivaceus (Japanese flounder), 2292 nucleotides long. The record is from RefSeq and is a predicted model, not a curated record. Lineage: Eukaryota; Metazoa; Chordata; Actinopteri; Pleuronectiformes; Paralichthyidae.